Paramecium tetraurelia is the source of this 1221-nucleotide messenger RNA. RefSeq lists its product as uncharacterized. NCBI's taxonomy places the organism in Eukaryota, Ciliophora, Oligohymenophorea, Peniculida, Parameciidae. Gene Ontology annotation, biological process: cell adhesion. Gene Ontology annotation, molecular function: carbohydrate binding. The record is from RefSeq and is a predicted model, not a curated record. The transcript has 3 exons.
AUGAAUGACUUUGACUAUACUUCAUUUUCAAGUUUUAAUUGCUAAAAUGGCUACUCUUAAACAGCAACUAAAACCUUCUCAUCAUAAUUUUAGAAUAUUCCUUAAGUAUUUUUUACUCAUGAAUAUUUUGAUUAAGAGAUUGCUGAAUUGGGAUUUAAAUUAGCAAUAACAGCUAUAACUUAAACAUCAUUUACAGUAGAAAUUAGUUGUAAUUCGCACAGAGCAUUUUCACUAAAAUUAAGAUGGUUUGCCAUAGAUGACUAUCGUAUUGAAGUUCUAAGUAACUUCAAUAUGGAAAAUCCAGAUGAUAAAUAAUUUUCAAUUAAAAAUCCAAAUGCUUAAACUGGAUUUAUAGCCAUCACAAGUAUGCGUUAUACAGGACCAAUUGAUUUUCUAUUAUCGGUAACAGUUAAUAAUAUUACAUAGAUAAGUGAAAUAAAAACUAAUUCAGUGACUGUAAGUAUAACGAAAGAUGCAGUAAAGUUUGCUAACCUAAAAUAGAUUGGGUAUUUUGUAGUUGUAGGAAUUGAAGAAGCAUUCAUUAAUUUAGGAUUAAAGGUAGCUACUGGUGCAUUCAGCAGUGGAACUAUUCCAAUUUAAUCAAAUAGAUGGUUUGCUAUUGCAUUACAAGGGGUGAACUAUCCAAAUUCUAAAAAUUUUAGGAUAAGAGCGAUAUUCAGUAACACAGCAACAACGAUAUCAUAUACUUGGUAGACCUGGUAUGAAUCCUAGACUCCCAAUAGUCAUUCUUAGAUUUGGAUUGCAUAUUAAUUUACAAAGAUAUUUAAACCUUUGGAAUGUUUUACUAUAAGAACAAGUAGGAAAGAAGUUAAGGAUUUAAUAACAUUACCUACAUUCAAUUUAGCAUUAGUUUAAUCAAAUUAAAUUUACACAACAAAUGGAAACUAUGAAUAUUCUGUUGAUAAAUCAAAUGCACCAUUUAAGAUGGGUAUAUAAAUUAAAUGUGAAAAUGGAAAGAAAAUCUAAGCCGAUUUUAAUAAAUGCAAUGCUUGUAGUACUAAAAAGACUCACUCUUUUUCAUACAAUUGCUUUAAUUAAAUGAAUUAUGUUGGUUUUUUCCCUGUGUUUUAAUAAGCAUUUCCGUAAUAUAAUCAUUUAAAAAUAAAAAUGCAAUCAUCAUUACUAGAAAUUAUAAAUGUUGUUUACGAUUAAACUAUUACAGAAUCCACUAUAGUGAAAAUUUAAAUAUUAGAUUAAUGA